Corticium candelabrum is the source of this 654-nucleotide messenger RNA. RefSeq lists its product as uncharacterized. The transcript is spliced from 2 exons. The record is from RefSeq and is a predicted model, not a curated record. The coding region runs from base 1 to 579 and encodes 192 amino acids. Lineage: Eukaryota; Metazoa; Porifera; Homoscleromorpha; Homosclerophorida; Plakinidae.
AUGCUGGGCCAGCUCGAGAGCGAAGAGUUACUGCGUAUUUGCCGAACGCUGCUCACAUCUAUUCAAGAACGAAGAGCGACGUCAUCUACAGACAGAGGCAGCGGGUUUACAGCAGACAGAGAGGUGCAAGGAACCGGUCGACCAAAGAUCAAGGUGUCAAAAGAACAGCUCGAAUUUCUGUUGUCAUACAGAUUUACAGCAAAUGAUAUAGGGCUUACAAUCGGGUGUUCAGUACGUACCGUUCACCGUCGUUUGUCGGAGCACGGUUUGUCAGUUGGGCAAUUCUACACAAACAUCUCAGAUGAGGACUUGGAAGAAGUAGUCUCACAAAUCAACCAAAGAUAUCCCAGGCAUGGCUACCGAAUGGUGGAAGGACAUUUGCUCCGACUAGGUAUCCAAGUAGCACGUCAAAGAGUACGUGACAGCUUGUGUAGAGUUGAUCCAGAGGGAAUUGCGCUCAGGUGGUCGAACGCAAUCCAACGGCGCACAUACAACGUCUACGGCCCAAAUGCCCUGUGGCAUAUCGACGGUCAGCACGGUCUAAUCCGAUGGGGUUUAGUUAUACAUGGAGGUGAGUGAACAAUACAGUAUAUAAACAUCUAGAGAACUCGAUGUGAUGAUUACAACUCCUGGCGUAACCUACAUAAUUGUGUU